This is a messenger RNA of Onychomys torridus (southern grasshopper mouse), 3136 nucleotides long. It is a transcript of the gene Slc13a3, whose product is annotated as solute carrier family 13 member 3. NCBI's taxonomy places the organism in Eukaryota, Metazoa, Chordata, Mammalia, Rodentia, Cricetidae. Gene Ontology annotation, biological process: monoatomic anion transmembrane transport; citrate transport. Gene Ontology annotation, cellular component: membrane. The record is from RefSeq and is a predicted model, not a curated record. The transcript has 11 exons. Bases 43 to 1740 code for a protein of 565 amino acids. Gene Ontology annotation, molecular function: succinate transmembrane transporter activity; sodium:dicarboxylate symporter activity; citrate transmembrane transporter activity.
UGAGGGGCAGUCGGGCCGCCCGGUCUCCCGGCGAUCGCGCGGAUGGCGGCGCUGGCGGCGCUGGCCAAGAAGGUGUGGAGCGCGCGGCGCCUGCUGGUGCUGCUGCUGGUGCCGCUGGCUCUGCUGCCCCUGCUCUUCGCCCUGCCGCCCAAGGAAGGCCGCUGCCUGUAUGUCAUCCUGCUCAUGGCCGUGUACUGGUGCACAGAGGCCCUGCCCCUGUCAGUGACAGCUCUUCUGCCCAUCAUCCUCUUCCCCUUCAUGGGCAUUCUGCCUUCCAGCAAGGUCUGCCCCCAGUACUUCCUUGACACCAACUUCCUCUUCCUCAGCGGCCUGAUCAUGGCCAGUGCCAUCGAGGAAUGGAACUUGCACCGUAGAAUCGCCCUCAAGGUCCUCAUGCUGGUUGGGGUCCAGCCUGCCAGGCUCAUUCUGGGGAUGAUGGUGACCACUUCAUUCCUGUCUAUGUGGCUGAGCAACACGGCCUCCACCGCCAUGAUGCUGCCCAUUGCCAAUGCCAUCCUCAAAAGCCUUUUUGGCCACCGGGAAGCUCGGAAGGACCUUCAUCGGGAAGGUGACGAGAGCACAGCUGCUGUACGGGGAAAUGGACUUCGAACAGUGCCCACGGAGAUGCAGUUUCUCGCCAGCUCAGAAGGAGGCCACCCUGAGGAGGCAGAGGCCCCACUGGAGCUGCCCGUUGACUCCAAAGAAGAAGAACACCGCAAAAACAUCUGGAAGGGCUUCCUCAUCUCCAUCCCCUACUCAGCCAGUAUCGGGGGCACUGCCACCCUCACAGGCACAGCCCCCAACCUCAUCCUGCUUGGCCAGCUCAAGAGACGGGAAUCCCUUCCACCCUGGGGCACCGUCUCGCACUCUGGGCUUCGAGUGAAUGGCCCCUCUCAGCUCCUGUCUGAGCCCAGGAUGAUGAGCAUGCUUACAUCUCUGCACCACAGGUUUGCUGAACAGGCCGUUUUCGUCUUGUUCUGUGCAUUUGCCAUCCUUCUCUUCUCCCGGGACCCGAAGUUCAUCCCUGGCUGGGCCAGCCUCUUCGCCCCUGGGUUUGUUUCGGAUGCCGUCACUGGUGUGGCUAUUGUCAUCAUCCUGUUCUUCUUCCCGUCCCAGAAGCCUUCCCUCAAGUGGUGGUUUGACUUCAAAGCUCCCAACUCAGAGACUGAGCCCCUGCUGAGCUGGAAGAAAGCCCAGGAGACAGUGCCCUGGAAUAUCAUCCUUCUCCUGGGAGGUGGCUUCGCCAUGGCCAAAGGCUGUGAGGAGUCCGGGCUGUCAGCGUGGAUCGGUGGGCAGCUACACCCGCUGGAACAUGUGCCCCCGGUGCUGGCCGUUCUGCUCAUCACUGUGGUCAUCGCCUUCUUCACAGAGUUUGCCAGUAACACGGCCACCAUUAUCAUCUUCCUGCCUGUCCUAGCAGAGCUGGCUAUCCGGCUGCAUGUGCACCCCUUGUACCUGAUGAUCCCUGGCACAGUCGGCUGCUCCUAUGCCUUCAUGCUGCCGGUCUCCACACCCCCCAACUCCAUUGCCUUCGCCAGUGGACACUUGCUGGUCAAAGACAUGGUGCGGACCGGCCUCCUGAUGAACCUGAUGGGCGUCCUGCUGCUUAGCCUGGCCAUGAACACCUGGGCACAGAGCAUCUUCCAGCUGGGCACCUUCCCAGACUGGGCCAACACCCACUCUGCCAACGUCACCGCCCUGCCACCCGCCUCGACCAACAGCACGCUUCAAAUCCUCUGAGUCCUGCUGGGGACUUCCCUUUGGGCUGGGCCUUCCCCCACUGGCUGUUGCCUUCACUUGCUGCUAGGACCCUACAAGCUGAUGGAGCAAAUCUUUUCUGUAAUCUGAUAGGAGGCAGCAAGCAAGCAAGGGUGGCCUCCAGGGGUCCACUUGGGCCUCCAGCUCACUGUCUGCAGCACCUUCUCUUUCUUUCUCAUGCAUUUCAAAGCCUGUCUCCUGGAUCUGCUGCCUGAGGAACAGGCUUUUCUCACUGAGCUGGUCUGUGGCCAGGGUGCAGGGAAGGCCACUGGAGCCACAAGGGACUGAAAUGGCAUUUGUCUUGCACACCUGGGGUUGAGAGCUAUCCAUGCAUGUGGUGGCCACUGGCUUUAGGUCCUUGAAGACAGCACCACUCAGCUGGGGGUGGCAUUGUGGCUGCAAUGUGGCUGCAAAUCUCUAGGCCAGAUGUUACAGCUGUUCACUGCAGGCUGGAUUCUGCCCAUUGCUGUUUAAUCAUCUCCCCUGUAGACACCCAGAAGCCAGAGGUUGUCCUCCAGGGAAUGGAGGACACAGGCCUCUGGAGUCUCUUUGCUGCUUCUCCAGCACCCCCCACCCCACCCCGCCAUAUACACACCAUGGGGGUUUGAGAAACCCCAGCUCACAUGUCUACCCAAGAUGCUUAGGGCUCUCUUUUCUCAUCUUAUUCCCUGGGGCCAUAACUCCAGGUCAAACCCUGCUGGGCCCCCAUUAUCCAUCAAGGACCCUCCCAUGUGUGGCCCUUGUGAUGGGCUCUGUGGCUGCAGACCACCAGCUGUUUCUUACCCCCACCACUGGGUUUGGCCUCUCCACUCCCACCUCAUGUGGUCACUAUGUCUAAAUUGCAAAGGCCACAGUCUUCAGGGGUGAGAGAAAAAUCUGGAGGUCAGUGGAGGCCUUGAAGAAAACCAUGGCAAAAAAGGAAGCAUACUGUAAUACGUUCUGCAGAUGGAGACCCCGAGCUAGCCUGCCAGCAGAGGCUGGAGCCGGGAAGCAGACAAUUGCUGUCCUUAUUCCUAGCAUAAGCUUCUGGCAUCCUGUGAAUGGAGCAGGGUGGGGACAGCGGGCAACUUGGAACUCCGCUGACACCCAGGGGUGGAGCCCUCACUGCCUUGCCAGGGUGGACUUCCCAGAGAUGGACACUUUCUGAUAAGGCACAAGUGAGUCAGAGUGCUUUCCCAGAGCUGGAGUGUUGGGGGUGCUGAGCUGGCAGUGGCACUACAAGACUGAUCAGCUCAGCCCUCUGGGAACGGAUGGUGGUGUCCCUCAGGGGUCAGGGACAGCCCACGCACUGAGAAGCCCAUGGCUUUGUGACCACAGGAUUCAUGAUUUCUGAUACUGCUGAUCAAAAAUGCACUCAAAUAAAGAAUGUUGGUCAAUA